CACUCACAGAUUUGUCCAGUGAAAUAAGCUGAACAAGUCGUGAGAUUCAAUGUCACAUACAACUCUAUAGUCAUAAUUCGUUUUAAAUGUAUGCAGACCAGUGCGUCCCACAUGUAAAACCUGUCUUUUGCACUGAACUGUGAGGAUGUUUGUGUUUGCCAGUUGGCUGUCAGGCAGCCCGUGAUUUCUGGGUUGAGGGGGUCCUGAGCGAAACAGCAUCACUGAGCCGAAUCUGACAGACACACAGGAAGGACUGAAAGAAGAGAAACUGGGAGCAAAAUGCAUAUUUAAAAAAUUCCAAGGCAAAUAAGAAUAGUCAUACUUCAUGCAGUACCAAGAUAGACAACGUUACGCUUUUAUUGUUAAUCUUAGACAAUAUAAAAAGACAAGGUAAAGUCCGCAGAGCAACAGCGCUAGGAAAGGCCGAGAUUCGAGAAGGGGUAAAAAAAAAUCACAAUAAUACGAUAAUUAGUUAAAAGACGUAACUUUUUAUAUUAUAUUAACAUUUAUUUCUGCUUUCAAUCGUUAUUUAUAUUAUUGUUCAUAAUAAUAAUAAUGAUUAUUAUUAUUUUCGACGAAAGAUUUGUAAAAGGUGUUCUGCAAGUUGGUGUGGUAAACUGAGGGGUUGUAAGGCAGGUGGGAGGGGGUUGACAGAUUCAGUGUUUAAUAAACACUGUUUACAUUGUUUUAAUUAUGGUUUUACAACAAAAGCCUUUGAAACGACUAAAACUUACUUAGUUUCUGUUUGUGUUGCUUGGGCCCCCCCUACACACAGGACGAGAUAGAGAGGCGGGGAAAUAUACUUCUACUGCUGAAAUGGUAUCGUUAUAUAGCCUAGGCCUAAUUAUUAUGUUGUAGAAUAAGUCAAAUAUGAAAGUAAAUAAACUAAAAUGACAAAACCAUAGUGUUCAAGUUGACUGGAAAAUGUUUUCGUCCGAUUCUGGGGCGCAGCCAUGAGAUCACGUGACCCAGCAGAACUCCCACGCUGAAUGCUCCGGAUCCAAAUGGUUUUUCUAGGUUUGCAAACAUGGGUGACAUGAAGACCCCAGAUUUCGAUGACCUUCUGGCUGCUUUUGACAUCCCUGAUGCCACUAGCUUGGAUGCCAAGGAGGCUAUCCAGACAAGCAACGAUGAAGCUGAUAGUCAUCUAAAGCCAGCAGGGAUGUGCAUGGAGGAGAAUAUAUCCAUGCACCAUGCAGUGCCUGUCCCUGACAUCCCAGCUGUGAGCGUGAUUGUGAAGAAUACAAGCCGCCAGGAGUCCUCCGAGUCCAGCUCUGAGAAAGACGGCAAUCCCCUUGGGCACAGCUUUUUGCAGAAUGGAUUUCAGAGCUCUGAAGUGGCCCCUGAUCCUCAUAACAUGGGGCAGGACAGCUAUGGAAAAUUUGAAUCUUCAUUCAUGAAUGGGGGUAACUCAGGGAGUUUCUCCAACAGAACUGAAGACCAUAAGACUGAACGUAUGCCACCCUUCUCUCAGUUCAGUCCUAUCUCCAGCCCGGAACCAGAGGAUUCUGAAAAAGAGGAGCGACCAAAACAAGAAGAGAGACCGUACUUCCCUGCUGCUUCUGUGUUCGUAUCUGCAGAACACUCUGUGUUGGACAAUCAGAGAAAGUUACCAGAGUUCAGUAUGUUUGAUCAGUGCUCCAAAAAAGAACCCAAGACUGAGACUGGAAGCAGCAAGGAAAAGGAGGUGGAAAUUAGCAAGUCAGAACAGUCCAGAACAGAGAUAAAGCCAAAAGACACUACCAAUGACCAUGCUAAAAACAACAGCUUUCUUGGCACAGCCAUGCUUCCUUUGGGUGACCUGCAGUGUAAUAAUCUGGGUGAGCCAAAGAAUACUCUUGUCUCUGAGACUAGCUUUUGCUCUUCUGUUCCUCCUCGCCAGCGCAUCAAAUCUGCAAACUCAAAACUGUCCUCUUGUCUAGCAGCUUUAGCAGCGCUCAAUGCCAAAAAGGUAGCUGAGGUUACAAAAGAAGAGCAACUGCCCGUCCCCAGAGAGCCUUCAGUGGCUAUCAAGGAAGCUGUCAAGGUUAGUCCCAAAAUACCCAAAUCACCUAAGAGUCCCAGAAGUCCUUUGGAAGUUGUGAAGAGAUCUUAUAAGCAACUAGAUAGUCCGAUGAGUGUUUGUAGUGACAGCAGUGGCAAAGCAUCUCCUUCCCUGGCUGCAGGUUCACCUCUAGCCAUCCCGAGAGUCAGAAUCAAAACAAUCAAGACGUCCUCUGGUCAAAUCAAGCGAACUGUCACUAGUGUGUUACCGGAUUCCGAACUAGAGGAGCUGCAGUCUCCUGAAUCGUCACCCUCCCAAUAUCAAUCUUCUGAAGACUUGACAUUUAAAUCGACACCUCCCUCUUGCAUUAGUACUGGAGUGGCUGUUGUUGAGAAUGGAAAGAACAAAACUAAUAACAAAAACACAUCUACGGUUGCUUCACCCAGCUUAAGCCAGCAGGUAACUAAUGUCAGACCAGAAGGGGGUGUUAAGAAGAAGGCUACAGUUCUGCCUUCAUCGUCGUUUCAGAAUGCAAGCAGUGCCAUCAUGAGGGUUGUAAACGUGGUCCAGCAGCAGCAAAAAAAACAGAAGGCUGCAGCUGCUCAGGUGGGGAGUGCCUCAAAUACUAACCUCCUUCCAAAGGCAGUCCACCUUGCUAACUUAAACCUGGUUCCCCACAGUGUUGCUGCUUCAGUGACUGCAAGGUCCACUACACAGCGUCAGAGGCAACCACAGUUAACCACACAGGUGGUGUGCAGCACAGUCCCACUGGUGCAUCAGGUGAAGAAAGCUGCCCCAGCGGUGUCCCCUGUCAUCCCAAAUGCAGCAGUAGGGGCUUUAAACAGGCUUUUGAAUGGUGCCAAUCCAGUGCCGGUUUACGUGCCGAACUUAAACCCCCCACCGGAAAGCAACAUCUGCUUGCCUGCCCGUGGCUAUCGCUGCCUGGAAUGCGGGGACUCCUUUGGACUGGAGAAGAGUCUGGCACAGCACUAUGGCAGGAGAAGUGUGCACAUUAAAGUGGCAUGCACUCACUGCGCAAAGGCGCUGCUUUUCUUCAACAGGUGUAGCUUGCUGGCUCAUGCCAGGGAGCACAAAAGCAAAGGUAUUGUCAUGCAGUGUUCCCAGGUCUUUAUGAAACCCAUCUCUCCUGACCAGAUGUUUGUAUCCACUCCUGCAAACUCUUCUGUGACCUCUGCCCCCACAUCUGUCUUAGCUGGCUUGCCUGUUCCUGGGAUGGCCCCAAACAACGAGCCAGUCAUGCCUUUAUACUCUGAGAAAAUUGUUCGGCAUGGACUCAAAUGCCUUGAUUGUAACAAGCAAGUCUCGGAUUACCCAUCACUUGCAGGUCAUUACCAGAGGUUUUCUGAGGAAACUGAAGGAUUGACGUGCCAAGUGUGUAUGAUGAUGCUACCUAAUAAGUGCAGCUACGCAGCUCAUCAACGAACCCAUGCACACAAGUCUCCAUAUUCCUGCCCUGAGUGUGGUGCUGUGAGCCGAUCAGCAGAUUUCCAGACACAUGUCAAGGAGAAUUGCCUUCACUAUGCACGCAAGGUUGGCUAUAAGUGUAUUCAUUGUGAUGUGGUGUUCAUGUCGUUUUAUGUACUAAAGAAUCAUAUUGAGGAAAAACAUUGUGAAGAGUUCUAUAAGUGUUCAGUCUGUCCAGUGGCCUUUAAAUCUGCGGACAGCACUAUCUCACACAUCAAAAAGAGCAAACAUCCGCCUCCCGAAGCAUCUCCCCAGCUGAUCUAUAAAUGUUCCUGUGAAACCGUAUUUAACAAGAAGCAGCUGCUGUUCCACCACUUCUGUCAGGACACCAAUAAGCUGCUUGUCUGUGUGUUCAAGUGCCCUGAAUGCCAGCUUGUCUUCAUGCACAAACAGUUGUUGAUGCAGCACUUCAAGGGUGCCCAUGGCGUUGCAAAGCAAACAGAGGUACCUGAAACUUUGAGACAAAAGUCUGAGACUGUUUCACAGAGCCAGGAAGCAAGACCAUCAACUGGACAGCCCAGGUCUAACAGCACUACAAAGCACCUUGUGGACACCCCUUCUGUGCAUAAGUCAGAGAGCAAGAUCAAGUUAAAGAAUGCUGGCUGGACCUGUGGGGAGUGUCUACACUGGCUCCCGGACCGGGAAACUUUUGUGUCUCAUAUGAAGAAGAGUCAUGGAAGGUCAAUGAAGAGGUACCCGUGCCGUCAGUGUGACCGGUCGUUUAAUUCUUCUACCAGUUUGCGACGUCAUAUACGCAAUGACCACAAUGGCAAGAAAAAAAACUACACCUGCUGGUAUUGCACCGAUGAAAAGGUUACUUUUACUAAACACUUCAUGCUGAAGAACCAUAUUAGUCUGAUGCAUGGGAUUAAAAACCCAGACUUCAGCCAGAUGUCAAGGCUAGCCCCUCCGGAGAAAAGCAGCAAAACAAGUUCAGAGUCGUUGGUGGCAAAAAGAACCGCAGAAGAUGUCAAUAUGGAAGGGGCUGAGAAUGCUGUGUCCGACGUCUCACCUGCAAAAAAACUGAAACCACAGUACAGGUGUGCAAAAUGUGGCUACUCGACAGAGAAUGCUACAGAGUUCCAGGAACACAUACCUCAGCAUAAGACAGACAACUCCACCUUCCAGUGCCUGCACUGUUGCCUGUGUUACACAUCUCAGAUGUCUCUCAGUAGGCAUCUCUUCAUAGUCCAUAAGGUUAAAGAGGCAGUGGGAGAGGAGGAGGAGGAGGAUGAAAACUUUCAGACCGUAAAAGACAAUGAAAAAGGGGGAGUGACGGAUGCAAUUGGGGAGACCAACACUAGCUUAGAGGAAGGAAUAAUGGAGCGUCAGUGUAACAUUUGUAGCAAGACUUUUGAUGACGAAUCUGCAUACGUAGCUCACAUGCGGAUUCAUGGAAUGUCAUUUCUAAAGACAAUGCAAAGUGGAGGUCCUGAACAAUAAGCGUGAAAACAGACAAGCUGCUACCCUUUUUAGAGCGGAAACAAAUUAAGCAGCUUUAAAGUAUGGUACAAGUAAACACCCUAUGUUUUCUUUUCUUAUAAUGCUGAUCUGUGAGAUAUAUUUUAAAAGUAGACAUGGUAUAAUUUUGUAGCAUGUAUCGCAUUCUUUCAGCUCCCUCCCCACCCCAAAGAAAUUUCAGGUUUUAAGAUUUUAGAACUAAAAUGAGUUGAUUGGUUGAAAGGUGUGGUUGAAGAAAAUGAAGGCAUUUGCUUUUGAAAGUAUUCCCUGGUGUACUUGCAAGGAUUUUUUUUUUUUUUUCCUUUUGAGAAUCAUUUAAAAUUCAGCACUGCAGAAUGACUACAAAGCAAACAGAUCAGUUUGCUUAAAAGAAAGGCAAGAUAGAAAAAUAAAUGUUCUUUACAAAUUAUGUAGCAUGUAUUCUUUAAAGCAGUAAUGUCAGUUGAUGAUAUAAUUCACAGUAUUCCCAAGCCUCUGUUACUUGUACCAGUAAUUUAAAUUCUUAGUGUAGUUAGUUACACAUCAAACGUUAAAAAAUGUUUAAAAUACUGCCACCCUUUUAUUCCUGUUCUCUGCCAUUCUCAACACACAAGAAGUACAGUCCAUGCAGCUUAAUAAUAUUUUGAUUCCUGAAGAGAUUCUACGUCUGUAUGUCUGCAUACGUGUGUUUGUUACUUUUACCUCAGAAUGCAGUGUAAUGCAGCUGCUGCUCAGAAUGUGUGGUGUGCUCUUAAAUCAAGUAAUGACUUUAACUUUUAUAAGAAUUAACUGCAUAUUUAUAACAAUAUUUAAAACAUAGUUAAAGGCAACUAAAAUAAUCAGAGAACAAUUGGGAAUCAAUUUGGUUGGCUCAAUUCUAAAAGGUUAUAUUGUUGUUUUCUUUUUUAAACAUUAAUAAUAAAAAUAAUAAUAAUAGAAUAUACUCAUUGAUCAGAAAGCUUAGUAUUGCAGAAAGGUAGAAAUUCUAAUCAGGUACAUUUAGGGAAGAAGUGAUGGACUUGGAAACUUGAUAGGUUUUUAAAGAACAGAUGUGUAAAUGAAUGAGGGGUUAUUUUUGAAUGGGAGUGUUUCGUUCCUGGUAAUAAAUCCAGUAUGGCGUGCAAGGGCUUGGUAAGCUUCAGCUGCUGUAUGAGAACGGCACAUUCAAAUGUGUGUUUUUAAAAGUAUGCUGAAGUGGUUGCUGAAACAAAAAAUCAAGGUGGAUGAUGACUGUACUGUGUUCAUGCAUUCUAUAUAUAUAUAAAAAUAUUAUAAUAUCUUAUCUCCCAUAUUACUCAAUUUUAUAAAUUACUUUGGAGAUUUAUAUUUAAUUGUAGUCAUAUUGACUUUUUUUUCAUGUGAACUUUCUAUUUGUGCUGUACUUCCUUGUGCAUCUCUUCCCACAUGCAUUUUGAACAUGUAGUAUGUGUUUGUUUUUCUUUUGAACCAGAAUCCAGCCCUUAUUGUUUACUGAAGAAUGGCUAAUUUAAAAUAUUUAUCUUAUUUUAUUCAAAUUAUCCACUUUUGAAUUUCAGUGUUUUUGAUACAACCUAUACAGAACAUUUGUACUUUUUGAUAAUGUGUACAGUGCUAGCCAGUGUAUAUAGCUAGUAGAUUCACAUGUUUAUCAAGGCUAUUUUCCAGGCCAUCACAUCUAUUUAAUCUGCAUUGGCCUUUGUGCCUUGCUGUUAUGUUUACUUAAAAUUAUUGCAAAUAAAACACAUAUUGCAGAAAAUGUGUGGUUUAAAAAAAAUGUACUUUGAUAAAACUGAUCUUUUUGCAUACAUGUCACAAAAUAAAAUUGAAAAAAAAAUUCAAA
Messenger RNA from Acipenser ruthenus (sterlet), 6728 nucleotides. RefSeq names its product zinc finger protein 592-like. Bases 1028 to 4912 code for a protein of 1294 amino acids. The record is from RefSeq and is a predicted model, not a curated record. The transcript is spliced from 9 exons. NCBI's taxonomy places the organism in Eukaryota, Metazoa, Chordata, Actinopteri, Acipenseriformes, Acipenseridae.